Dermatophagoides farinae (American house dust mite) is the source of this 1278-nucleotide messenger RNA. Its product is annotated as 2-oxoglutarate and iron-dependent oxygenase domain-containing protein 3. The record is from RefSeq and is a predicted model, not a curated record. Gene Ontology annotation, cellular component: membrane. Lineage: Eukaryota; Metazoa; Arthropoda; Arachnida; Sarcoptiformes; Pyroglyphidae. Gene Ontology annotation, molecular function: L-ascorbic acid binding; iron ion binding; oxidoreductase activity, acting on paired donors, with incorporation or reduction of molecular oxygen.
CCUUUCCUACAGAAAAAAAAACAUUGACAUUCAUUCGACAUUUAUAUAUUUCGAAAUUUUUUUUUAUUUUAAAAAUCUUGAUUAUCGAUUUACAACGCUUUUACAUUUUAUAUAUAUAUGAAAGAUGGUCCAAAAUAAUCAACAUCAUCAUCAUCGUCGUCGUCGAAAUUUAUUGCAUAAUGUUGAUAAUAAAAACAGACAUUCAAAUGAUGAUGAUGUUGAUGAUCAACAAAAUGAUGGCCGCCAAUCUAUUAAUAAAGAUGGUAACAUCAUUGGCGAACAAAAUAAUUCAAAACAACAACAACAACAACAACAUCGAUCUAUGAACAGAAAUGUUUUCAGUCAUGGUAACCAUAGUCAUGUUUAUUCAAUAUUAUCAUUGCCAAUUUGGUUACGAAAAAUUAUAAUAUCAAUGUCAAUCAUGUUUAUCGUUUAUAUUUAUCAUCAUCAUUAUAAUAAUAAUAAUCAAAAUAGAAAUCAAUUACAAUCAUCAACUAAUAUAACAAUGGCUUCAAUAAACGAUAAUCAUUUAGGAAGUCCAUUUGGACAAUUUAAACAAUGUUCUAAUGAUUAUGAACAAGAUCGAUUACAAUUUAAAUCAUGUACACCGUAUAAAUGUGGCCGUUUUGUUAGCGAUUCAAUUGUCAAUGAUAAUGAAGCAUUAGAAUUGCGAUUAUUUGCUCAAACUAUAUUCACAAUGGUACAACCAAAUGGUGGUGUUGCUAUUUUUGAUCUAGCUUCCGGUGCCUUAUCAAAUGGAACACAAUUUAUAAAUCUUUAUAAAUUAUUAAAACAUUUACCUGAUCCUGAAAAGGUGAUCAAACAAAAAAUAUUCGAUACAUUUCAUGUUGUACGGAAGAAAUUAUUACAAACAAUUACAAUGACAUUCGGUAUUAAAAGUGAUCAUCUUUAUUUAACAAGUCCAGUAUUUUUUACAAAAAUCAAUUCGAAACAAGCAGCAAAAACAUUAAAUGAUGAAUAUUGGCAUCCACAUAUCGAUAAAUUUACAUACAAUACUUUUCAUUAUACAUCAUUACUUUAUCUGGCCACAUAUCAGGAAGAAUUUUCCGGUGGUCGAUUUAUUUUUAUCGAUAAUGAUGAAAAAAUUAACAAUACUAUUAUUGAACCAAAAUUUGGUCGUAUAUCAUUUUUCACGUCCGGUUCAGAAAAUCAACAUAUGGUCGAACAAGUUUCGAAUGGUGAAAGAUUUGCAUUGACCAUUCCAUUUACAUGUGAUCCAAAUAAACAGGUUAUUCUACCGACAACAACCAUAUAGAA